This is a messenger RNA of Drosophila montana, 495 nucleotides long. RefSeq lists its product as uncharacterized. Lineage: Eukaryota; Metazoa; Arthropoda; Insecta; Diptera; Drosophilidae. Gene Ontology annotation, molecular function: zinc ion binding. Gene Ontology annotation, cellular component: nucleus. The transcript is spliced from 2 exons. The coding region runs from base 1 to 495 and encodes 164 amino acids. The record is from RefSeq and is a predicted model, not a curated record.
AUGGAUAGAGUUUGUCGCGUUUGCAUGUGCUCAAAAGACCUGGUGGAUAUAUUCGCGGAGGGGAAACUGUCUGAUUGCGAACUCACCCUAGCGGAGAUGUUAAAUGAGUGCGUCAAGCACCAAGUGAAGCCGACGGAUAAACUUACAAAGAAGAUAUGCAGGUCUUGUAUUUCAGAUGUGAAAAUAGCUAAUAGAUUAAAACGCAAUGCCGAAAAUAGCCAUAAGCGACUAAAUAAUAGUCUACAAGAAACAGAUUUGGAAGAAUUUAUCGAAACGCUAGAAGCAGAAGAUUGGGAACUCGUGCCGGAUCCAAUUAAAAAAGAGCUGGAGGAAUUAGAGGUCCAUUUAGAGAGCCCACAAGAAAGUCACAGUAAUCAGACCCGAGCACUGAUCAUCCUAAAAGACCUGUCCAAAGCAGCUGCCUGCCAUAAACUAACCGAUCAAUUGCUCAGCAUGUUGCCCAAAACCACAAAUAUGAUGAUACGCCAGACAUAA